This is a messenger RNA of Myotis daubentonii (Daubenton's bat), 655 nucleotides long. RefSeq names its product replication protein A 14 kDa subunit-like. The record is from RefSeq and is a predicted model, not a curated record. The transcript has a single exon. NCBI's taxonomy places the organism in Eukaryota, Metazoa, Chordata, Mammalia, Chiroptera, Vespertilionidae. The coding region runs from base 6 to 371 and encodes 121 amino acids.
CCGAAAUGAGGGUGGAGGUGAUGGAGUUGCCCAAGUCUCGUAUCAACGCCAGCAUGCUAGCCCAGUCCAUCGACCGGCCCGUCUGCUUCGUAGGGAGGCUGGAAAAGAUUCAUCCCACUGAAAAAAUGUUUAUUCUUUCAGAUGGAGAAGGGAAAAGUGCAACCAUUGAGUUGAUGGAGCCUCUUGAAGAAAUCUCUGGAAUCGUGGAAGUAGUUGGAAGAGUAACAUCCAAGGCAACCAUUAUGUGCUCAUCUUAUGUCCAGUUUAAAGAAGAUAACCAUCCUUUUGAUCUUGGACUUUACAAUGAAGCUGUGAAAAUUAUCCAUGAGUUCCCUCAGUUUUUUCCUUUGGAGGUUAUGCAAUAUGAUUGAUCUUAAUUGCAAAUGAGCUGCAUUGAAGACUGUUAAAGGAGAUCCCUGAUAUUUGAGGGAUAGAUUCUUGCUACUUUUAAUAUUUAAUUUGUUCUCUUUGUAAUUUCAUUUACCUAACUUUAUUAGAUAUUCCAGUAUGCCAUUUUUAAUGGAACUGGUAUAUUGACAGUUCUUUCCUACCUCCUCAUAAAGAAUCACUUAUCUGGCAUAUGGUCAGAUCAAAGAGUAACAAAGCAGUUGUCUGACGUUUGUUUUCUGUUUUAUUAAUAAAAAUUUAAAUGGUA